AUGAAGGGAGCCCUCGCAUUCGUCCUUGCUGCUUGGACUGCGCAAGCUGUCCGUGAUCGCCUGUCUUCUGUUGAGGAGCAGGUCACCAAAGAACUCAGUGAGGCCAAUGUGACGGGUGGCCAGCCAGGUGGUCGCUUGGGCACCGUGGCUUUGAAAACCGUCCAGCAAGGUUUGAAACGAGUUCGGCCUGGACAAGCAGCCAAAGGGUUCCAAUUCAAGGCUCCUGGUGGCUUGGCGCAUGGAUUCCACGCCCCCAACUAUGCCUUCAACGGACUGGGCCGCGGCGGUGUCGGUCUUUCCAAGGGGUUUGGCGGUCAACUGGGUGGGAUGCCCAACCAGUUGGGUCGAAUGCCGCUGCAAGGGGUGGCCCGGCGUUUUGCCUCCGGAACCACCGGACAGCAGAUGACGAAAGGCGUGAGGAUGAUUGGACUGCAGAACUUGGAGGGGGGCCAAUACACGGAACUGAUGGGUAGACUGAUCGUGGAAGCCGUAGAGUCGGCGGCACACCUGCCCACUGGUGAAGAGAUCGCCAAGUCCAUCCGUGAAGCUGGUUGGAGAAUUUGGUAUGGGACCCUUCACAAUGACAUCACAGUUCUGGUUUCCAAAGCCGAAGUGGGGAUUGGAAGAGCCGCCAAAGACUUUGUGGGACGCUUCAGGAUUCAGCAGGGAGGAAAAGAUUUGUACGUAACCCUUCUCAAGAGGGCUGAGUAUUCACCGCCGUUCUUGAAGAAUGUCAACUACGGCGUGGGUGACUCAGACAAAGUGCUGCUGCGUACCUUCGGUCAAGGUUUGCGAUAUGUUCGGAACAUCUUUCAACAGCAGAGCUUGCAAUUCAUGAGACACUUGGCUGUGCCACCCAAACAUUUUGACACGUCACUUCUAUCCUUUUCCAAGAGCGUUGCUUUUCAAAGAAGUUUCCGACCCGCUUCUCAAGGACAGCAGAUCGGGGAAGUGGUGAAAGCCGGUGUGUCGGAGAGCGUCAUGGCCGAGAAGUUGGAGGAAGCCUUGGUGAAGAACUGGGGCCGAGGCUGGAAUGUCGUGGUGUCGAAGACGGAGAUGGAGGUCGCUACCAACGUCAACGACAUCAUGGCAAAAUUCAAGGUGAACGAUAUCUUCUUCACCAUCGUGCGCCAAAUGGUCUGA
Messenger RNA from Symbiodinium sp. CCMP2592, 1143 nucleotides. NCBI's taxonomy places the organism in Eukaryota, Dinophyceae, Suessiales, Symbiodiniaceae. The record is from the annotation of a GenBank genome assembly.